AUGCCCUCGUACUCCUCGUCGACGUUGGCGACUGUUAGGGAAGAUGAAGACGAUCGAAACAAAGACGGUCCACACACAGGCGUAGAACAUGAUUGGUUUGGCGAACUUGCCCAGGCUGAACGGACCAGGCGUCACACCCAUCUUUUCUGCGUUCAUCAUGAAGAAGAAAAUCACCAGCACGUACGACCAGUCGGUGGCGAUGGCGCAGACGGAGAAAAUGGCGUUCAUGGCGAUCGAAGAGCCGAGGUUGAUCAGGGUCAACAGCGAGUUGAUGAAAGUGAUCAUCCACAGACAUCUGAGCGGGACACCGGUGGUCUUGUCGACGUUGUACCAGAACGAUGCGAACGGAACGCCGCGGUCUCUGGAGAAAGACCAGAACGAUCUGGUGAUGGAGCAGACGGCGACUGCUCCGCAGAACCACAGCACAACGAAGCACAGCGCCAGGUAUGCGGUGGCAGCCUUUCUGCCCAUUGCGUAGUCGAACACCUGAACGAUCGGCUGGCCGGACGUAGUGUUGAGGAUCGCGUUGAGGUCGUCGCCCAUGCACAGCGUGUAGACGAUGUUGAGGACCCAGCCGAGUAA
Messenger RNA from Ogataea haglerorum, 582 nucleotides. RefSeq lists its product as uncharacterized. The transcript has 2 exons. The coding region runs from base 1 to 582 and encodes 193 amino acids. The record is from RefSeq and is a predicted model, not a curated record. NCBI's taxonomy places the organism in Eukaryota, Fungi, Ascomycota, Pichiomycetes, Pichiales, Pichiaceae.